GAAACAAAUUUGAACAAAGCAUGCCUACUGGGUUUUCCAUGGGACGGUGGUCAAAAAGAAAGAAAAAAAACACGUUAGGCACACAGUUCUAAUGAAGAGAAACACUUCCUUUACUGCCUUCCUUUCUUUAGCUAGCUCAUUUUCGCGUCACAGCUCCGCCGCGCCAACUUCACCUUUUUGCGUCGGCGGAGCCGCAAUGACAGUUCACUUGUUUUCCGGAAAGUUAUUGUCGAGGAGCCAAGAAAAGCAUAUCGGAUCACCGGUAAUCGGGGGCUACAGAGGCAUCUAGGCGGGGGGAAUCCUCCGAUACCGAGCUGUGUCCCCCGGAGGCGAUGACCUAAAUGGAUCAAUUACCGCACAUGUAGCUGGACCCGCUAGAUCUGCAGUGCCUGAGGUUUGCCAGCAGUACGAAAAACGGGCCAAUUGGUUCGUGAAAGAAAUACUAAUUAAGUUGGUCGGCAGAUGAAAAGCUCCCGAGCGGCUCUCGGCCGCCGCGAUGGAGACUCCGUCCCCUACCGAUCGCCGCCAGCGCUGGGCGCGCACCAGCCGUCGCUGGCACACCCUGGAAGAGGCUGACCCCCAGAGCUCUCACACUCCCGUAGGAAUAUCUUCUGACAACUCUGCUCUCUCAGAAGGAUGCUCGACAGGAAAGAUUGAGAGCUGGCUGCAGGCCUGGGGACCUGAGGAGGGCACGGACAUUCAUCAGAGUUUUGUUGCAGAGCCUUUCCUGAAAUCCGGGGCCAGUUUUGAAGAUGAUCUGAGUCUAGGAGCUGAAGCUUUGGCUUUCAGCACCCAAGCUGAUGGACCAGAGAUAAAGGAGGGUAGAGGGGGCUGUCCGCUGCUGUUGCCCCCACCUAGGCCACGCAGCAAGGGGCAGGCCACCAGCACUCCCAAUGAGAAACUGGCCCCACCGCUCUCCCACCUGGGCCACAGCACCACCUCCAGCGCCCUCUCGUCUUCCAGCAGGACCGCCUCCAGCGUGCAGGACCUGCUGCAGCUCUAUGCCGAGGACGCGGAGGACACGUUAUACCAGCUGGGCUUCGGCGGCUGUGACGAGCCGCAGGUCACGGCCCGCAUCCCAGCCCGUUUCUUCAGCUUCCCUUCCCAGCUGCACGGCAUUAAUUUUCGAGUCUUCCUGGAAUCACAGCUGGCCCGCCUGCAUCAGGAAGACCCGAGCCUCUCGCUGGCCAGCCGCUUCCGGCAGGUGGAGGUGUUGGCGGCAACAGCCAACGCCUUCUACUCGCUGUAUUCACACGUGUCGCGGACUCCACUCCAGAAGCUGGCGCCGCCCGACAUGAGCUUCGCCCAGUCUCCAGCGGAGACCAGGAUGGCGCCGCGCUUCUUCAGCAGCGCCCGCAGCGAGCCGAAGUCUCCAGUCGAGCGCCUCAAGGACACUGUAUCCAAAAUGUGCCUGUAUACAGGCUCCUCCCUCCGGUCUCCAGAGGCCACCUCCGUCUGCAAGCGUCCCAGUCUGCCGGAUGUCAUAGAAGCUGUCCUGGAGAGGGUCAAGGGUGGUGAUACUGUAGCUGAACAGGCUGAGGAAAGCAUGUUGGGUGGGGAUGUGAACAAAGACAACAGAAUGGAGAACCAGAGGGAUUCUGGGAAAGAGAGGGAAGAGCAAAAGACAAAAGCAGAGAGACAUAACUUGGACUGUAGGGAUCCCAGGGGCAGAACUGCCAAGGGGGGAGCAAACAAAGCUGAAACACUGAGCAUUUCUCCACUCCUUCAAAAAGAAGACUCCAAAACAAAUCAGUGCACCUCCAGUCCUCUUAGCAAGGGGUUUCAACUAACUAGCAACCCCUACUUUAACCCAGAUAAACCCUCAAGUACCACUGAUGAUGCUCAAACCCCACCCAGGAGUCCCCCAAAAAGCCUUUGUCUAGGAGCAAAAUUCUCAAAGGAUAUCAUUUGUCCUCAGAUCAUGGAGAGAGUACACCAGGUGCCCUUCAGCUGCCUUCAAAGGAAUGAUGAGCCAGCUUCUUCCAUCAUGGUUCAUCCUGAUGGGAAUCCCAGAAUGGAUGAGUCUGAUUUAACCACAGAGGGCCAAGCUGUGCUUGGAGAAGAGAUGAUCCACACAGACACGGACACUGAAGUUCUUCUGCUUGAAUCCAGGGCACUGGACAAUGAGAGGUACAUGGGAGAUGUUCAUCUGGACAAUGCAGAACAUUUGGAAUCCAUGCCUUCCGCCCAUUCUGACCCUGCUAAGCAGAGUUCCCCAUGCCGCAUCACUGUGACUGGGUGGGAGGGAGACACCCCAGCUACAACAAAAGGGUCUGCAACUAUUAGCGAUGUCCAGGAAACCCCUGAUCCCGAGUCACUAGGCAGCCGGAACUUCCUGAAUCCCGUUGAGCUGUGUACUCUUGGACAGACUCCCCACAGUCUCCAACAGGCCAACUCCUUUGAGCUGGAAGAGGUGUGCAGUGCAGGGGAAGAUGAUCCUACACAAUCAGACUCCAGACGUUCAUCAUCUCUUCUGUCAGCUAUUAAUCAACGUAGAGACUUCCUCUUGCGUGGGGACAGCCUGCAGUCGGACAGCAGUGGCUACGUGGAAGAGGACCAUCCUUUUCCCAGCAGCCCCGAGCACGACGGAAGCUGCAGCCAGUUGACCCCACAGUUGACCCCACAGUUGCCCCGCUCUCCCUUAGCUGGGAAGGACCAAGAAUGAAAUGGCGGUAUCGCCCAGACUUUCCGCCUUUGCUUAAGUGAAGGCAUUUCUCUACAUCCGCCUUUGUAGUACUUAAGACGUCUUGCUCUUUAGACGUGUAUAAAUCGUCAGUCCUGGAUAUCAUUUUUUUUUUGGCAUCAACAUAAAAUCUUGGCACAUGAUUCGAACUGGAAAGAGAACUAUGACAUUUUUCUUUUAACAUUACAGCGAACGCUGCUUUUAUUUAUUAAAAUUAUUUAUAAAUACAA
Molecule: messenger RNA, 2913 nt
Organism: Paramormyrops kingsleyae
Lineage: Eukaryota; Metazoa; Chordata; Actinopteri; Osteoglossiformes; Mormyridae
Gene: tespa1
Product: thymocyte expressed, positive selection associated 1
Molecular function (GO): signaling receptor binding
Source: RefSeq, a predicted model, not a curated record